AUGUCGCUUGGAUUCAUGAGCAGCCUCAGGAGCUUUGUGAUACCUCAUCUUCCUCAGGACAGCGUCAAUCUGAGAAUCGGGAUUCAUGCAGGUUCUGUCGUAGCAGGCGUCGUGGGAUUGACAAUGCCUCGAUACUGCCUGUUCGGUGAUACCGUAAAUACAGCAAGCAGGAUGGAGAGCAAUGGAAAACCUGGCAAAAUUCAUAUGUCGUCCGAAGCAAGAAUGCUUUUGGCUGCGAUUGGAGGCUACGAAGUCGAAUCUAGAGGAGAAAUUAUAGUGAAGGGAAAAGGUGUAAUGGAAACAUUCUGGCUCGUCGGGAGCAGCGGUGAUCCAUACCACCGACCUUAUAAAGGUUCUGUUCGAUCCUUGAGAAGGAAAUCAUCCGAAGAACAGGAAAUGGUUGCUACCACACUGACACCUCACUCGUCUGAGCAAAAAGGAAUAUAUCAAGAAUUCAGACAGAAUGAAGGGUAG
Messenger RNA from Ostertagia ostertagi, 474 nucleotides. The record is from the annotation of a GenBank genome assembly. Lineage: Eukaryota; Metazoa; Nematoda; Chromadorea; Rhabditida; Trichostrongylidae.